GAUGCAUCCGUGCAUUUGACGAGCUUUUACUACUACUGCGAGUUCCGUUCGCCGACAGGUUUCCUUAGAAACUCGCACUUGACUCGACGAGAUUACUCUGUGGAAUGUCAGUAAUUUCUGUGGUGAAUGUCACGCGGCCAACGUAAUGCCCUGCAACCCGAGUUGACAGAUUCUCAUUGUGAAUUUCAGAAUUUCGCCCGGACGCACUCACCGACCAGACUGAUGAGCUCCGAAAACACGUACUCGCUCUCCAGGGAGCACUGUAACUUGAAAUAUUCGGAUAUCCUGCCGCAGAAUGCCGAAGGUUAUCCAGCAACCAGGGAAUUCCUGAUGAAAGUGGUGGACAUUUUGUUGGAUUUCAUCAAGUCCACGAACGACAGGAACGCGAAGGUGCUCGAUUUCCAUCAUCCCUCCGAAAUGAUGCGUCUGCUGGAUCUCGAAAUUCCCGACACCGGUUUGACCCUUCAGCAACUUCUCAUCGAUUGCUCUACCACCCUAAAGUAUCAAGUUAGAACCGGGCAUCCCCAUUUUUUCAACCAAUUAUCUUGCGGUCUCGAUCUCGUCUCGAUGGCUGGCGAAUGGCUGACAGCAACAGCGAACACGAACAUGUUCACCUACGAGAUCGCGCCGGUGUUCAUUUUGAUGGAGCACGUGGUGCUUCAAAAAAUGCGAGAGCUCAUCGGCUGGAGCGGUGGCGACUCCAUUCUCGCACCGGGAGGUUCUAUCAGCAAUCUUUAUGCGUUUCUCGCUGCUAGACACAAAAUGUUCCCUGCUUACAAGGAACGAGGUCUCGCUGCUAUCGGGGGACAGCUGGUUAUGUUCACGUCUGACCAG
This is a messenger RNA of Heterotrigona itama, 834 nucleotides long. The record is from the annotation of a GenBank genome assembly. NCBI's taxonomy places the organism in Eukaryota, Metazoa, Arthropoda, Insecta, Hymenoptera, Apidae.